Neltuma alba is the source of this 1995-nucleotide messenger RNA. RefSeq names its product probable glycosyltransferase At3g07620. The coding region runs from base 84 to 1721 and encodes 545 amino acids. Lineage: Eukaryota; Viridiplantae; Streptophyta; Magnoliopsida; Fabales; Fabaceae. The transcript is spliced from 4 exons. Gene Ontology annotation, molecular function: glycosyltransferase activity. The record is from RefSeq and is a predicted model, not a curated record.
CACAGCCCCAUGUUGCUUGGUUCUUCAGUGCUCAAUGCCAAAUAGAAGGUGGCGAUAGGUGAAGAUACUGUGAAGAACUAAACAUGAGACUUCCCGAAAAUCACACCUUUUCUUUUAAUUUUAUGGUUCUGCUCAUCAUACUGAUAUCGUCAUUAAUCCUUGCGUUCGUGAGUGGUUUCUUCCCAAGUUUGUCUUUAGCCAUUGUUCCCACGAUUUUCUCAGCAUCCUCUGAUUCAUACCAGGAAAAACCUCCGUACUCUCCGCCUCCUGUUAAUACGUCAGAUUCCACUGAAAUAUCAGAAGCUCAAGUUUUAUCUGGUCCGGUACAAAUCCAAACACCUACUUCCAAGAACUUUUCAGAAGCUCAAGUGGCUUCAUCUGUUGGUCCGGUACAAAAUCAAACGCCUACUUCCAAGAACUUUUCAGAAGCUCAAGUAGUUUCAUCUGUUGGUCCGAUACAAAAUCAAACGGCCACUUCCAAGAACCUUGGAGGCGAAAAGGUCGACGCAGAAUUGAACUAUAAUGGCACAGAAAAAGUGAGCAAUAGUACUAAUCAGAAGGACAAGAAGCUAAAAAUGAUUGAAGCAAGAUUGGCCCAAGUGAGAUCUUCCAUUAAAGAAGCUAGCAAAGUCCGAAACUUGACAUCUACCCACCAUGACCCAGAGUAUGUUCCUCGAGGCCCAGUGUACAGAAACCCCAAUGCUUUUCACAGGAGUUACCUGGAGAUGGAAAAGGUGUUCAAGAUAUUUGUGUACGAGGAAGGGGAGCCUCCGAUCUUUCAUGAUGCACCAUGCAAAAACAUAUACUCGAGCGAAGGAAGAUUCAUACACGAAAUCGAAAAGAGGAGGCAUUAUCGUACUGAUGAUCCAGAUGAAGCUUUUGUGUAUUUCUUACCUUUCAGUGUGGCUAUGCUGGUGGGAUAUAUUUAUACACCAACCCGUGUUGUCAGAUCCAUUGGCCCUCCAGUGGUGGACUACUUGCAGACUGUAUCUGAGAAAUACCCCUUCUGGAAUCGAAGCCUGGGACUUGACCAUUUCAUGCUCUCCUGCCAUGAUUGGGGGCCUCUUGCAUCUUCCUUCGUACCUCAAUUAUACCACAAUUCCAUAAGGGUUCUGUGCAAUGCAAAUACAUCAGAAGGAUUCAAACCUGCAAAGGAUGCUACUCUGCCUGAAAUUAAUCUUGUAACAGGGGAAAUCGCGGGAUUAGGAGGCUAUUCUCCAUCUCGUAGGAACAUCCUCGCUUUCUUCGCAGGUGGCCAUCAUGGCUACAUAAGGUACCUACUUUUCCAGCAAUGGAAAGACAAAGACCAAGAUGUGCAGGUCUAUGAUGAGUUUCCCAGGGGUGCAUCUUACUAUAAUAUGCUCAGAAGAAGCAGAUUCUGUCUGUGUCCAAGUGGGUACGAAGUAGCAAGCCCCAGAAUAGUGGAAGCCAUAUUUGCAGAAUGCGUGCCUGUUCUGAUUUCAGACAGCUAUGUGCCACCCUUUAGUGAUGUUCUGAAUUGGAAGUCAUUUUCAGUGCAGAUAGAUGUGAAGGACAUAGCCAACAUAAAAAAGAUACUAAUGGAGAUUCCUCAGAGACAGUAUCUGAGAAUGCAGAGGAGAGUAAAAAUUGUGCAGAGACAUUUUGUUCCCAAUGACCCUCCAAAGAGAUUCGAUGUUUUUCAUAUGAUCACUCAUUCGAUAUGGCUCAGAAGGUUAAAUGUCCAAGUUCAACAUCAGUAAAUAUCAUAUUCACAGAUGCAUUUUACACCAUGUAUCCGACAGAAUCUAGAUUUCGUUUCAUGUAUAUAAGAACUGCAAUGUCGGGCUCUGAUUCCAUGCACGAUUCCAGACUAUUUGUUUGUAGGAUAUGAAUAAUGGUGAGCGGUUAGACCAUUUGUAGACAGACAGCCACUGUAGCAAAUCUUUGUUCGUCCAAUGUCCAGUGCACACCCAACACAUCAUAGUAAAAAACAUUGUUUGUCCUGUUGUUGUAGAAAUGAGAAAUUCUCUUGUA